AGCUCCCGGUGCCGACCCGUGCCUGCUGUUCCUGUAUCAUCUGAAUCACACACACACAGACAGAGAUGCGGACGUGUUUCACUUUCUUUGCUUCCAAGGACCCGUAUCUCUCACAUCUUUUCCUGGGAUCUUUGUUUCUGGACGGCAGCAGGCUGCGGCUGCGUAAUACUCCGGAGCAGCAGCAACAGAUGUGUUGAGCGACGCAGCUAAUAGCAAUAUCUUUCCACACUGACCACAGCCUGAUGCUUAAAUCCUUACAUUCAUAAUAAGGCAACGGGAAGCAGAUUACUGAGGGAUUAUACGCAUGCACAUGUAUUGUACGCGCAUGCACACACAGAGGAUAGCACAGUUCCAGGAUUUGACCGCUGUGCCACUGUGGAGCUCACUCUGAAUGAACUCGUGUGGCAGGCUGGCUGACUGAGACACCGUGGUAUCAUGGAAGAGGAGGAGGAGCCAACUGAGUCUCAUUGAAUUUAAAACACAUGCCCCCGCCUCCCUCCUCCUGCAUCAGUAUCGAAGGCUUUGACUGGCCGAUGAGGAUUACAGACAGAAAGAGAGAAGAGUGCAGAGCCGACCGUCCGCCUGUUGCUGUCCCAUGAUGCAUCUACACAUGUAAGAGCAGGAUCAGUCGCACAGAGGGCUGUUUCUAUGGAUACCCCUGCCCUGGGUAGUAUUAAUAAGACUCACUGAUAUUCUGACUAUCUGUGCGUGGAGAAGAUACAGUGAGAGAUUAGAUGUGCAUCCCUGCAGCAUCAGAUGACAUCUGUGGAGCAGUAAAAGACAUCAUCAUCAAGUGUCAGGAGGAAAACGUUGACGGAUUGUUUUUUUCAGAUUUGAACAUGCACUGUAGCUGCUUUACCAACACAUGUUUAAACCCGUGGCUGCACAAUCACUGACUAAAACAAAUGUUAGCUUUCUUUCCGCUUGGUUUCAUAUAUUUUGAUCCUUUCUGAGGUUCAGUUUUUUUGCUCAGACACCCCUUGUCCUAAACUCCUCUAAGAUAAGUGAACAUGUGAACAUUAACAACGGAUGGUUCACUAAAAGGGUGAUUUAAUAAGAAUCUACACACACAGGACUAAUAGAGGAGGUGAAGUGAUGCACAAAGAAACCUCUUCUUAGGCCUGAACAAAAUGAUUGUAAUUUUCUAAGAUAGUCCUACACUUAAUAGGCCCCUAAAACUGCCACCAUCUUCCACCAGACAAAACAGACAUCUACAUGCACCCGCUACCCAAAGAAAAAUCAGAUGUCUAGUUAAGGUUCUGGACUCACCAGCAAGAUGUGGCGUUGUGCACCUCAGACGAUAACAAAGAAGUUUUAAUUUAGAAACUGUUGGGAUCCAUCAAGUGCACUGAACCGCCUGAAAUCUAUCUAUCAUCUGUGUCUUAUACCUCUAAACUGAGCUAUCAUGGCCAGACAGGAAACUCCCCUCUUCCUCCAUGGCUUCGACCUCAGUGGCCACUUUAUUGACCUUCGACCUCUCGGCACAGGUGUCACCGGCCUAGUGCUCUCAGCUGUGGACCAGCGCAAUGGACAGCGCGUGGCAAUUAAAAAGCUGGUGAUGCGUGACGCGGUGACGGUGAAACAUGCCCUGCGGGAGGUCAAAAUCACCCAUCGGCUGCACCAUGAAAAUGUGGUCCAGGUUCAUGAGGUUUUGGCGCCAUACGGACGGCCGCUGCCCCGAGACCCAGCCCAGCUCAGUGCCCUGUACAUUGUGCAGGAGUGCAUGGAGACGGAUAUGGCUCGGCUGCUGGAACAAGGACCUCUACCCACAGGUCACGCUACUCUGCUGUUCUACCAGCUGCUGAGGGGACUAAAGUUCAUCCACUCAGCUAACGUCCUGCACAGAGACCUAAAGCCUGCCAACAUAUUCAUCAACACGGACCAACUGCUGCUCAAGAUCGGAGACUUUGGGUUGGCCAGGAUAGUCGACCCUCACUAUUCUCAUAAGGGCUAUCUGUCCGAGGGUCUCGUAACUAAGUGGUAUUGUUCCCCCCGUCUGCUCCUGUCGCCCAACAACUACACCAAGGCCAUUGACAUGUGGGCCGCAGGCUGCAUACUGGUUGAGAUGCUCACUGGACGCAUGCUGUUUGCAGGAGCUCAUGAGCUGGAGCAGAUGCAGCUGAUUCUCGACUCAGUGCCGGUGCUGAGAGAGGAGGACAGGCAGGACCUGCUACAGGUGAUGCCUUCAUAUAUCAGUCGUGGAUGGAGAGUCAAGAAACCCUUCUCUGUCUUGUUGCCUGAAGUGGAUUCUCAGGCUGUGGACUUCCUUGAGCGUAUCUUGACCUUUAACCCCAUGGAUCGGCUGACAGCUGAAGCAGCGCUGACCCACCCCUUCCUCCAGCAAUACUCCUGUCCAGCAGAUGAACCCACCUCCUUGCAUCCCUUCCACAUCGAGGACGAACUGGAGGACAGCCUCAUCACCGAGCAGAGCCUCAGCAACAGCAACAGUCAGGCCUCCAGCAUCCACUGGGACAGGUAUGAGAACAGUUUAUCAACAGACGUGUGCUGGCAGCAGUCAGGCGGGAUGUGCCGCUGCAUGCCCCAUGGUCGCAUUACGUCUGACCUCGGAGACACGACAGAGGAAGAGGAUGUGCAGAGAGACCCCCGAGCCAGUUCCACUUCACUGUUAGAGGAGGCUCAGGUCGACCCACGCAAAUAUUCCCACAGCAGCUCAGCUGAGCGCUUCCUGGAAAACUCUCACUCGUCUCUGGAACGAGUCUGUGGUUUGGGAUAUGGGGACCUGGAUUGUGGCCGCUCCUGUGACUACAAAGUGGGCUCUCCUUCAUAUCUGGAUAAAAUUGCCUGGAGGGAGGGCAAGCCUCAACACUACUCAGAGCCUAAGCUAAUCCUGGAUCUGUCUCAUUGGAAGCGUAACACUAACAUCCUUCCUGUGCCUGCUGAGCCUAUUGGAAGCAGUGUGGAGGACCUGGGAGAGAUGAAAGUGGAGGAAGCAGAAGAGGAGGAGACAGGGGAUUUAUUCCAGGAGAUCUCUCGCUGGGUUAAGAGCACCCAGUCUCGUCUGCACUCACCCAGUCCCAGUCCCUCUUUAGAGCCACGUUCACCCUCCUGCUACACCUCCUCUCCUCCUCUUCCUCUCUCCCCGACUGACCUCCCAGCCCCAGUCUUCCACUACACAGAAGUUGUGCAGCAACCAUCAGCUGAAUAUGAUGAAUACAGACUCAGCCCACUUCCACCUGUUACAUCUUCCUCUAAUUCCCUUCCCUCACUUCUCCCCUCAUCUCCCACCUCUCCACUUCCUCCUCAUUCACCUCGAGCAGUUUCUCCCCCCACCUCGCCACUUUUUAAUCCCCCAGAAUCUCAGCCCCUUUCCUCUACUUCCUCCAUUUCUCAGCCAGUAAAUGAUGACUCCUUGGAGUCACUUCCUGUCAAGCAAAAAGACCGGCUUUUCGACCUGGAUGUGUUCAUAUCCCGAGCACUGAAACUGUGCAGGCAGAAUAAAGACAAAGCAGACGGGAAGAGAGGAAAAGAGGGAGGGUGGAGGGAAGAAAGCAAACAGCCAAACAUUAACCGAAAGGUGCCCCGGCUUCCAGAGCACAGGACCCCACCACCACAGACACCUAACUCUUGAUGUUGACUUUCAGCUUCGGGGCCCACAACAUUAUAGCAUCAAUAUCGGUAGCACUUCCAAAUGCUCAUAGUGCUUUACAUAAAGGGGUGUCCAUGGCUGAAUAUGCUGCUUAAACAUUAGACGUUGGUGUUAGCAGCUGUUGUCUUUUGGUACAUGCCACACGCGGUGACUAAAACCAGCCACUUAAGCAAUCCUGCAGCUUCUACCCUCUCAGGUAAGAAGAGGUCAGAGAGCAUCUGGGUUAAAUAUAAAUAACCAUGCUUAGCACUGCAAAUAUCAAGGAUUUGUUCUACGUGAGAAUAUUUACAAAUAAUCAGCUAAUUAAAGAUUAUGGUAUUUGUGAUUUGCUAUCUUUUGUCAAGUUAAAGAUGGGUCAAACUUUGACUUGAUAGCAACUUAUUCUGUGACGCAAACAGUUGCGAUUGGAACAGUCAGUCUGUUAAAAAAGAGUUAGUCCAGGAUACUGAUAACAGCAACCUACUGGAGUGGGAUCACUUGGUUUGUUUUUGAGUUAGUUUGUUUUCUGCUGCGUGUCAGUCAUUCAGUCAUUUCUUGAAAUGUCAGACUGUCUUCCAAAGGUGAUGUUCACCAAAUAAUGAGUGUGACAGGGGAAAUGCUUCUUCCAAGUUUCUCUGAAUGUAUAAACUGAAAAAUAAUCAGUCAAAUUAUGCUACAUGGUAAACCAUAAGGAAUUUAUUUGUUGCUGUUUUAACUCUCCCAUGGUGACAUAAAGAGCUGUCACUGGUAAAUGCCUUGUAAACUUGUAUAAACUGUUAUAUUUAAUUCUAUAGUAUAUUUCUCAAGACUGUUGUCUUGAUAUUCUAGUGUCUAAAAUAUUCUUGUUUUCUUAGUUGAAUGCUAGAGCACAAUUUUGUGUUAAUUUGGAGUGAGUUGUAUUUUGUUUAAAUGUGGAAUGCUAAUUUAUGAUUAUUCAGUAAACUUCGCUCUAGUUCCUAUCAUAAAUAGUUUCAUAUCCUGUCUGCCUGAUGCACCAAACAAGGGUCAUCAUCUGCUGUACACUUACUGAAAAUUUACUACCCUCUCUGUACUAGACAGCCCAAUAUCCGUCACCGUUUUUCUCACUUAAAAAUUAACCACAGAAAGCUCUAAUGCAAACAAACAUAGCCUAUAUUUUGAGGAAUGUAGAUCCUUUACAGCCUUUAUAGGAAAUAAUUUGUACUGAAAACUUCUCAGUGCUGCCCAGUAACCAUAGUGAUAUAUGGAAGAGAAAAUGAAUAAAGCAUAUAUAUUUUGAAAUACUUUUCUAUUCAGCAUGGUAGACAGUAGACCCUCAGAAUGUUAUUUAUUCUGGCAUCUGAUGACCCCCCCCCCCCCCAAAAAAAGUCAUUAUCAAUUCAAGGCUGUUGGCUUGUGUCUCAUACUUUCUCAAUCAAGUGCAUCUGACAUUCACUUCACUUGUCAAACUAAAAAGCUAAUGUUGAGCAUAUGGAAAUGGCAUUUAAGUUAUUCUGCUGAGGUGCCAAAAAGAAAUUCAGUUAAAUCCAUGUGCAUCUCAUUCUGUAGCCAGAGGAAAUUAGCUUCCACCACACCUGGUGUCAAUGAAGUGUAUACUUUGUACACAUACAGCCCAUAGACUAAGUCUGUGAGCUGUACAUACACAACGGCACAGCUAUUCGUAACGUCAGAGGCACAAUACUGAGAUGUAUAAAAAAACACAGCCAAGACAGCUUCAACCCCCCCCCCCCGAAAUAAGACAUGUUUUAUCUGUUCAGUGAUCUUUCAGUCCAGCAUCUCAUACCCAUUCUGACUAGACCAACCUCCACAAGUCUUUCAUACCCUCUUAUAUAUAAACUUGAGUCCAUAGAAGCCAUGCAAGCUACACACAGAACAGUAUCCCUUUGUGUGCAGUACUCAUAAGGAUAAAGCUAAAAAAAACAAAAAAACAUAAAUGUUUUAUUAUCUUUUUUCAAACAGCUGUACACAUAACAUUGCUCUGAAAAGACUGGCUUUCAUAAUAUCUGCACCUUUUAUAAACACUGUAGCCAACACACACAGGUUGUGAGCAGGUCAUCAUUUGCACAACAAAGUAUAACAAUGACUUCCAAAGGAUCGAGCCAUAUGUGAGAAGAGUACAACCUACUGGAUGGUACAGCAAAGGCAGGUAUGGUUUUUUAUAUUCACAAUAGACAUGAAGCACAUAUAGAGUCACUAGCACAUUCAGAAAUACAGGUUUUCCUCAGUGACUACUGAAAGUCCACCACUGUCAAUGCUCAUUUUAAAGUAUUAACCAUACCUGGGUUGGAUUGCUGGAUUAACUGACAGAAGUGUUCAAGUCAAUAAAAAAGUGCAAACUGUCCAUUUUCUGGUCCAGAGCCAUUUAUCUAUAUAUGGAAAUAGAUAGAAGCUGUGCUGUACUUCAACUAAUUCAAAAGGGUUUCAACCUGUACAUGUUCAAAUUUUGCAUUAUAGUUUCCUCUGCAGGUAACCUAAGUCAGCAAUAACAUCAUUGAUGUAUAACACAAACAUACUGUAACACAUGUGGUUACUGAGCCAGUUCUUUGAAGUGGGUGAAGUAAUGUAGAAAAUGUGCCUCUGUAUACCUCAAUGGUUCGAGCUUGCUGAAUGUAACAUAUCCUCUCCCUUCUGCAUGGCUUUCACUACUAUUCAACUUGCUUAAACUUUGUUGUUUUCAUUAUGUGUCACCUUGUGAAACAGUCAUAAUCCUCUGGGCUCUUAUUUAUUUUGUAUUCAUGCUUCACAAAGGCCCAAGCUUCUCAUUUUGAAAAGGUUUUUAAAUGCACCGUAUUGUUUGAUGGUAUCUCUUUUUGCAGUUUUUCUGUUUUUGCUGGACAAUUAAUAAAACAAUACUUAAACUAUU
Seriola aureovittata is the source of this 6428-nucleotide messenger RNA. RefSeq names its product mitogen-activated protein kinase 4 (gene mapk4). The transcript is spliced from 9 exons. Bases 1406 to 3589 code for a protein of 727 amino acids. The record is from RefSeq and is a predicted model, not a curated record. Gene Ontology annotation, cellular component: cytoplasm; nucleus. Gene Ontology annotation, molecular function: ATP binding; MAP kinase activity. Gene Ontology annotation, biological process: cell surface receptor signaling pathway; protein phosphorylation; intracellular signal transduction. NCBI's taxonomy places the organism in Eukaryota, Metazoa, Chordata, Actinopteri, Carangiformes, Carangidae.